This is a messenger RNA of Aspergillus melleus, 1070 nucleotides long. RefSeq lists its product as uncharacterized. The transcript is spliced from 4 exons. NCBI's taxonomy places the organism in Eukaryota, Fungi, Ascomycota, Eurotiomycetes, Eurotiales, Aspergillaceae. Bases 37 to 963 code for a protein of 308 amino acids. Gene Ontology annotation, biological process: lipid catabolic process. The record is from RefSeq and is a predicted model, not a curated record.
GUCGAUACGGAGUAUAGAGCUGAUUGUUCGUUUGCGAUGUUCCUGUCCUAUUUGGCCCUGGGGGCUGCGGUUUUCCCGGCUUCCGGGCUUGCAUUGACACGCCCGGUUCGGAGAGAUGUAUCGUCUUCUCUUCUAGAAGAUUUCACCCGUUUCGCACAGUACUCUGCAGCCGCAAAUUGCGCAGCGAACCACAACGAGACGUCUCCGGGAUCAGCCGUCUACUGUGACGAUGGGAAGUGCCCUCUCGUGGCUGAAUCAGACACGGAGAUAAUCAAGGGUUUUUGGGAAUUAUCCCCCGGCGACACGACAGGCUACCUAGCGCUCGAUCGCACUCAGAAGCGCAUCGUGCUCUCAUUCAGAGGCACAGUGUCUGACGAGAACGGCGAGACAGAUCUGAAAUUCAAGCAUGUCGACGCCUCCGAUGCGUGCACGGGCUGUAAAGCCCACGAGGGGUUCUGGGAGGCCUCGAACGCCGCGAUCAAGAAUCUGACGUCGAGCGUUGAGUCCGCGGCGGAGGAGAACCCUGACUAUACAAUCACACUGGUGGGUCAUAGUCUGGGAGGUGCGCUCGCGACGCUGGGAGCUGUUUCGCUCCGAAAUGCCGGCCAUACUGUCGAUAUGUAUACAUACGGCGCACCAUCGGUAGGAAACUAUGCUUUUGCAAAGUAUAUUACCGAGCAGACGGCCGGAGAGAAUUAUCGGGUGACGCACACCGACGAUGAGGUUCCGAAGGUCUUGUAUCGCGCGUCGAGGGAGUGGCUGCUUCAUCUCGUGGUGCCGGAAUACAGUCAGUCUUCUCCUGAGUAUUGGAUCACUUCGGAGAAUGGCGUUAAGCCGACUGUCUCGGAUAUCGAGGUGAUUGAAGGCAUCAAUAAUGAAGACGGAAACCUGGGUCAGGGUGGAAUUACCUUGGAUGCUCAUGGGUGGUAUAUGGGGAAUAUGUCGGUUUGUGCUGAUACAUAGAUCGAUUUGGAUAUUUGUUUGGUGACUGUUUUGGGUUCAUUUGGUAUUGAGGAUAUAAUUAUUUCUGAUCUGGUUUAACUAAUCUGAGACGGAAGUACGAAACUUGA